Molecule: messenger RNA, 1570 nt
Organism: Antrostomus carolinensis (chuck-will's-widow)
Lineage: Eukaryota; Metazoa; Chordata; Aves; Caprimulgiformes; Caprimulgidae
Gene: SNX30
Product: sorting nexin family member 30
Exons: 9
Coding region: 1-1200 (399 amino acids)
Biological process (GO): endocytic recycling; protein transport; reticulophagy
Cellular component (GO): early endosome; phagophore assembly site; cytoplasm
Molecular function (GO): phosphatidylinositol binding; protein binding
Source: RefSeq, a predicted model, not a curated record
AUGCCAGCUGUGAUGCCAGGGGAGAGUUCUGCCAUCGCAGAUGAGGAUCUCAGUCUACCCAAUGGCACACCUGUGGACACUUCUAGCCCAGCCUCCUCCUCAUCUCUCCUCAACAGACUGCAGCUGGAUGAUGACUUGGAUGGGGAAACUAGAGACCUCUUUGUAACUGUUGAUGAUCCCAAAAAACACGUGUGCACGAUGGAGACGUAUAUCACAUACAGGGUUACAACAAAGACCACGCGAGCAGAGUUUGAUUUGCCAGAGUAUUCUGUCCGUCGGCGGUACCAAGACUUCGACUGGUUGAGAAACAAGCUGGAAGAGUCUCAGCCAACGCAUCUCAUUCCCCCUCUUCCUGAGAAAUUUGUCGUGAAGGGUGUUGUUGAUCGCUUUUCUGAAGAGUUUGUGGAGACAAGGAGGAAAGCAUUAGACAAAUUCUUGAAGAGGAUAACUGAUCACCCGGUGCUUUCUUUUAAUGAGCACUUCAACGUUUUUCUCACAGCCAAGGAUCUUAAUGCCUACAAAAAGCAAGGAAUGGCAUUGCUGUCAAAGAUGGGGGAAUCUGUCAAAUAUGUCACAGGAGGCUACAAAUUAAGAAGUCGGCCACUGGAGUUUGCAGCCAUUGGGGAGUAUCUAGACACGUUCUCCCUAAAGCUUGGUACCAUUGACAGAAUAGCACAACGGAUUAUCAAGGAACAGUUGGAAUACUUGGUGGAACUACGAGAAUAUGGACCUGUUUAUUCAACCUGGGGAGGGCUGGAGGUUGAGCUAUCAGAGCCACUGGAAGGGGUAUCUGCCUGUAUUGGGAACUGCUGUACAGCUCUUGAAGAACUCAGUGAAGAUAUGACAGAAGACUUCCUGCCUGUGCUUAGGGAAUAUAUAUUGUACUCUGAGUCAAUGAAGAAUGUGUUGAAGAAGAGAGACCAAGUUCAAGCAGAAUAUGAAGCAAAACUGGAAGCAGUAGCCUUGAAAAAAGAAGACCGUCCAAAGGUACCCACAGAUGUUGAGAAGUGUCAAGACCGAGUAGAGUGUUUCAAUGCUGACCUGAAAGCAGAUAUGGAGAGAUGGCAGAACAACAAAAGACAAGACUUUAGGCAGCUACUCAUGGGGAUGGCAGAUAAAAACAUCCAGUACUACGAGAAGUGCCUUACGGCGUGGGAGUCAAUUAUACCACUAUUGCAAGACAAGCCAGAGACCAAAUAAGAAGUACCUUCAUGGACAGUCUAGCACUUCUACGCUCAGUACCACUAGACAUACUGGAACUGUAUGAAGGACUCCUUUUGUCAAGCUAACUGAAAUGCCAGCUGCACUUAAGCUGGAACAGACACUCUGAAAACUAUCUGAAUUUUUUUUUCCCCUCACUUUCUGUGUUUAAACUGGGGUAUGUUUCAUCUUUUUGAGUUAUCUUGAAUGGUUCCUUCUUUAUCCUAUGGAGUGAUUGGGGGUUCAUAGUGAAAGUGCACGGGGAUCUUGAUAAAACUUACCUCUCUAGUCUGGAAGGAACUGAUGAGUGGAACACUAAAAAGAUGAAAAUAAAACUCUACUGCAAGGUGCCAAAUGACAUCUUUAUUAC